AUGGUCCGAUUGGUGACUCUGUCUAGAGAUGUCUCUCCACCGCCGACCAGAAGGAACCAAAUCGCUUCUGACGAAAGCAGCUCCAAGGAGGAAGAUGUUUUGCAGCAUGGAGAGCCCACCCUGGCCGCCAUAGAAGCUGGCGAGGCGCACAUUCGCGAUCACUUGUCAUACUUUUUGAGACGCCUCUCGAAGGUGUCUAGACCGGUCAUUGAUGCUCCGAGGCUUGCCUUGUCGGAGUUUUCUGAACUCUACAGGCGCAGCGAACACAAGAAUGGCCGGCAUUUCGUGGUGCAUCAGCACGAUCAUCCUAUCUCUGGCGUUCACUACGAUUUACGACUUCAAUUCUCAUCGACUUCCACGAUCAGCUUCGCCAUACCAUACGGAUUGCCGGGCAACCCGAACUCCAUGCGACCAAAUCGGAUGGCGAUUGAGACUAGAGUCCACAAUCUUUGGAAUAACUUGAUCGAGUCAGCCUCAUACGCCACUGGAUCGCUUCUGAUUUGGGACACUGGAGAGUACGAGAUUCUGCCUCGCUACAACAAGAAAGCGCAGAAGAUGACUGACGACGAAGAAUCGAGCCAAGACGAUGUUGAGAUGCAUGGAAUGCGAACCCAGAGUGAGCUGUUGGUAGAAGCCUUCCAAAGUCGCCACAUUCGUCUUCGCUUGCAUGGUACUCGUCUGCCACCGGGAUACACUGUCGCACUCAGGCUGCCCUCUCAUAACGAUCGGACGGCUCAACCCAGCAAGCCGAAACGGAAACGACGAAGGACUAACGUUCCACUCAAGCUGAAGAAGCACCCUCCAAGUGACAGCGAGUCCGAGUCGUCUGAUAAGACCAGUGUCCCGAACAUUGACCAGGAUGAAGCCAAGGACGUAGCCGCAGCCUCAGACGGUGAGGAGGACACCGCAAUUCGGGUCAACAAUGCAUAUCCGGGCGCCUUCAACACUAUCGGCUCAAUUCAUCAGCGGUACUGGUUCCUUGCCCUCGAUCGACCCAAUUCAGGAUUUGUCAAGGCCCAUACCGGUCGUUGGGUAGGCGACUGGGACGCCUUCUAUGUGUAUGGUCGCGAUCACGAGCGGAGUCUGAUCACAGCUCGACUUGCAGAAGAUGUCAUGGCUGAUGAUGGCAUUGACGCUUUCGUGGGACGAAAGAUGUGGCGGCCGAUCGUUGAGUGA
Zymoseptoria tritici IPO323 is the source of this 1176-nucleotide messenger RNA. RefSeq lists its product as uncharacterized. The record is from RefSeq and is a predicted model, not a curated record. The transcript has 2 exons. NCBI's taxonomy places the organism in Eukaryota, Fungi, Ascomycota, Dothideomycetes, Mycosphaerellales, Mycosphaerellaceae. The coding region runs from base 1 to 1176 and encodes 391 amino acids.